Molecule: messenger RNA, 875 nt
Organism: Moneuplotes crassus
Lineage: Eukaryota; Ciliophora; Spirotrichea; Euplotida; Euplotidae
Source: the annotation of a GenBank genome assembly
AUGGACAGCGAAGAAAGCUCAUUAUUCUCAAACAAAACUCCUUCUUAUAGCCUGGCAGAGAGCAUGGCCAGAGUUUUUAUUAAGCAGAGAGAAUCAAGAAAAUAAAAACUCUAAGAACUAUCUAUGUCUUUCUAAAAGAUUCCUCAGUCCUACAGCUCCUUCUGAGAAGGAAGAGACCAUCACUGACUUACUUGCUAAAAACAAAAAUUCCAUUCCCGCAAGUUACCAUUCAAAAAUUAGGAGGAUCGAUGACAUUGAUAUUAAGAAGCGGUGAACGCCAAGGAAAUACGCCUUUUUACACAAAUCGUUUGGACAUAAAAAGGGCACUUCAACAACACUUCUAUCAGAACCCCCUUACAAGGCAAGAUCUCGCAAUAAUAUGUCAAGCAUGAAGCGAUCUGUGCUAAAGAAUAGAAAAUAAGGCUCGAAGAAAAAAGUCAAGAAAAUGAGCAUUUCCCAUUCUCUCAAAAUACUCUAUUGAUGAAACUAGAUCUCCAGUUUCUAAAAUUCAGCAUCAGUGGCAAUAGAGCCUCUUGCAAAAGAUCCAAAUUCUACAAAAUCUCUCAAUAAAAAGAAAUAAGUCUCUGAUAGUUCUUCAGCAUCUCAAGAAAUCUCAUCGGAAACCACUCAGAUUCAAUCAGAUAGAGGAAAUGGUUCCUAGAUCUGGAGUUAUAGACUGACUAGGAAGUCCAACACAUCACCCAUUACCGCAAUUUGACAUCAUCAAAAACAUCAAAAGAUUCAAACCCCACAAUAAGAACUCUAAGGGCUCUAAAAACCCAAGUCCAAAACCUCGAAACAAGAUCUAUAACCUAAGCAUGUUCCGGAACGAAAGGAUCAAACAGAUCACCAGUCCUUAAGAAAUUUGGAAAAUU